Messenger RNA from Drosophila albomicans, 1172 nucleotides. Its product is annotated as seminase. The transcript has a single exon. The record is from RefSeq and is a predicted model, not a curated record. Lineage: Eukaryota; Metazoa; Arthropoda; Insecta; Diptera; Drosophilidae. Gene Ontology annotation, molecular function: serine-type endopeptidase activity. Bases 227 to 994 code for a protein of 255 amino acids. Gene Ontology annotation, biological process: proteolysis.
CUUAAAUUCAAUACAGUUAUCUUUGAGAAUUCUCUUAAAUUACAAAUCAAAUAAAUAGUUAAUUUCUUGUUGUUAAGUCAACACAAACUCGCUAGAGUUUUCGACCGAAAACAAUUGUGUAAAUGUUGAUGUGAAGUUCCGCUCAGAUUUAAAAUUCAAGUUCCAACGAUGCUAUAAAAGCCAAGCGUUAUUCCGGAAUAUCAUCAAAGGCUUCCUGUUUCCCAUUAUGUCUGCAUAUCGUACUCUGCUCUUAACUCUGUGCUUGGCCAGUGUGUGCUUUGCUUAUAACAUCACAGAUCACAUAGAUCCUCGCAUUAUUGGCGGCCAUGUGACGAGCAUCAACGAGCUCAAGUACCUUGUGCAAGUGUCCACUAGUAAUACGAUCUGUGGCGGAUCUUUGAUCACAACCCGUUGGGUAAUCUCAGCGGCGCAUUGCGUGUACAAUGCCAAUCUCGAUGACUUGAAAGUCAUUGGCGGCACAUCCAAACAGGGCGAUACAACGAAUGGCGUAGUACGUAGAGUCAAUAUGGUGGCCACACCAAAGGAAUUCAGCAUCAAGACGCUGAACAUGGAUGUGUCCGCGUUAUAUUUGGAUUCAGACAUGACGGGCACCAAUGUGGAGACUAUAAAAUUGGCCUCACAAUCAGUGCCAGCUGGCCAACUCGUUAAGGUUUCAGGCUGGGGCGCCACCUCAAAGACAUCCUCCGAAACAGCAUUGUAUGUGCACAGCGUCAUCAUGCCCAUGUGGUCCAACGCAGCCUGUCGCGCCGCCUAUCGUGGCAAGCAGCACAUCACGCGCUCCAUGGUCUGCGCAUCAGUGCCGAACAAACGCGACUCCUGCGAUGGCGACUCCGGUGGUCCCAUGGUCUAUCAUGGCGAACUUGUGGGCAUUGUGUCCUAUGGCUACGCUUGUGCCACAAGCUUGCCUGGUGUCUACACCAGUGUUCCUGUUGUGCGGCGUUGGUUCUACGAGAUUGUCAAAUACUAUUCCUAAGUCAACAUAAGUGUAGCCUAAUCUCUGCUUUAAGUCACCAUAAAUUAGUUUAAUGUGUCACAACUCAUCGCAGCUAUAGUGAACACUCCAAAUUAUGUAAGCUUGCUUUUCUGAAAGUCUUUUAUGUGUAAAGCUAAUGUAUCCCUUGUAAAACAAAGUAAAGAUAAAUAAACUAAAU